AUGCCACCACCAAAACCGCCCCCGAAAAACGCCCCCCCCCUCCCCGACUACAAGACCGUCGCCGCGCAGUGGGCUGCCGCAAAGCGCGCCAAGGAAGUCGCCGACGCCGACCGCCUUCUCAAGGGCACCAGCAGCAGCAGCACCGACGACGGCGCCGCCGCAGCAGCAGCAAAAAAGGACAUGGCACAAGAGCAGGAACGCAUGACGGCCCGCGAGCGCACCCGCGCCCGCCUCGAGUCGGCCCGCCGCAGGGCUUACCAGUCCCGCUGGGGGUGGACCGCCGCCUUCUGGGCCUGGCUGUUGUGUGUGCAUGCCGUGGGCAUCGCCUACUUUACGAGCGGGUUUUUGCUGACGCGCCUGGUGCUGGAGGAGAAGUCGGCGUGUGCCGCGCCGCCGACGGGGCUGGGGGGUGCGGCUGGUGAGGGUGCGGGUGCGGGUGCGGGUGCGGAUGGGGGUUUGUUGCCGGCGUGGCCGGGCAAGGGGACGGUGGAGGGCGGGUGUUGGCACCCCCGUACGUUUGACCGGGCGGUGGUGGUGGUGAUUGAUGCGCUGCGGUAUGAUUUUGCGGUGCCGGUGGAGGAUGACGAGGCGUUCCAUAAUGCGUUUCCGUUUCUGUGGGAGACGGCGGUAAGGGAGCCGAAUAGGGCCUUCUUGCGGCCGUUUAUUGCGGACCCGCCGACUACGACGCUGCAGCGGUUGAAGGGAUUGACGACGGGGACGUUGCCGACGUUUGUGGAUCUGGGGAGCAGCUUCUCGGGUACGGCAAUCGAUGAGGAUAAUCUGCUGAUGCAGUUCAAGGAUGCGGGGAAGAAGAUUGUUCACCUGGGAGACGAUACGUGGGAGGCGCUGUUUCCGGGGUACUUUGAGGGGAACCUGAGCCGGGCGUACGACAGUUUCAAUGUUUGGGACUUACAUACGGUCGACAAUGGAGUCAUUGAGCAGAUCUUCCCGGUCAUGGAGAAGAGGAACGACUGGGACGUUCUUAUCGGGCACUGCCUUGGUGUUGACCACGCUGGCCACCGUUACGGGCCUAACCACCCAGAGAUGACCAAGAAACUGCGCCAGAUGGACGGCUUUAUCCGGGAUCUGGCCGACACUAUGGACGACAAGACGGUUCUGAUUGUGAUGGGGGACCACGGAAUGGACAGCAAGGGGGACCACGGUGGCGAGAGCGAAGACGAAGUCGAGGCUGCGCUAUGGAUGUACUCCCCCAAGGGUAUCUUUGGCAGAACGAAGCCGGAGUAUGUUACACCGCCGGCCACCGCUAAGACUCGUCCCGUCAACCAAAUCGAUCUCGUUCCCACGUUGGCAAUGCUGAUGGGUAUUCCCAUUCCCUUCAACAACCUGGGAAGGCCGAUCGAAGAGGCUUUUGCUGGCGCCGCUGGCAAUUCCUGGGCCAACCUCGCUGCGGCAGAGAGAACGGCGGCGGCUGGUAUCAAGCGCUACCAAUCCUCCUAUUUCGCCGCCCGGGGAAUCGAGCAGUCUUCCGGCCCCGGUUCUCCCAAUGAACUCUGGAACAAAGCCGAGAGUCUUAUCUCCCAGGGGAAGAAGCAGGAUUGGGAAGCCAUCUUUUCGGCAUUCGCUGCGUAUCAGGAAGAAAACUUGCAGAUCUGCAAGGGUCUGUGGGCAAGGUUCGACCUCAAGAAUAUGGCUAUCGGCAUUGCGGUCAUGGCACUCGGGGUUAUCGCGCUCCUCGUUUACAUCUCUAAGGGAGUAGACGACGAUGCCAUUGACGACGAGGAGUUGGAUCUCGCCGAGAAGAGCUUGGAGCUACAAGGCGUACAACCUGACGCAUCGGCAACCCCUUCUGACUCUCUCGAGAGGCGUCUGAUCUCUGCUGCUCUCCUCGGCGCCACCCCUGGAUUCCUUGGCGGAGUUAUCUCCUCCUUCGUCUCAGGGGCUGGCGACUGGUACCGCGGAUCUGGCAUUGCCGCUCUGACGAGCAUCGGUGCCGUUCUCGUAUCCAUGUAUGAGUUCCAGGAGACGAUAAUCAACCUUUUCCCCAGGACGGCCUGGGGCUGGAUGGCAGUCGUCUUCACGGUUAGCCAGUCUAUCGGCUUCGCGUCCAACUCGUACACAAUCUGGGAGGAUUCAAUCCUCCUCUUCUUUAUCACAACAUUCGGCUUUGUCAGCGCCCUAUCGGCACUCAAGAUUCCUUCCAAGGCAGACCGCUACCUGGCCAUCUACCACUCCGUCGUCUUCGCCCUGCUCGGCCGCGUUGCUUCCUUCUCCAAGCUUUGCCGCGAGGAGCAGAUGCCAUACUGCACCUCGACCUACUAUGCCUCGUCCACGACCUCCACGUCGGCCCCGUGGCAAUUGAUCAUCCCCUUCCUCGUCUCGGUCAUUCUCCCGUCCAUCCUCAAGGCCUAUCUCAAGCCUACCCGGUCCUACGAAGGUCUCGCACCGGCCUGGAUCGGCUACGUCUUCCGCACCGGCCUCUUCAUGGCCGCCCUGUACUGGCUCCUCGACGCGGCCGACAACGGCAACUGGAUCCCCGGCCUCCCAGACAAAACCCUCAAAAACCUCAACGUCUACACCGCCCAGAUGAUCCUCGGGCUCGCCCUCGUCGCCGGCACAACCGCCUUCGUCUGGGCGCCCCCCUGCGUCUCCAUCGUCACCUCCGCCUCACCCAGCGAGCCGACCCGCGCGCAAGUCGCCAUCCUCGGCUACGCCAACGCCCACGGCGCCCGCUACCUGCUCCUCCCCCUCAAUCUCCUCGCCGCCUGCAUCCUCCUCUCCAAGCCCAUGGGCGCCGGCGCACUGGGCCUCAUGGCCUGGCAAAUCCUCGCACUCCUCGAAAUCCUCGACCUCAACAACCUGACCACCUCCCCGAUCGGGCCCGUGAUACUCGCCGUGCUCGGCACCUUCCACUUCUUCAAGACGGGCCACCAGGCCGUGCUCAGCACCAUCCAAUGGGACGCGGCCUUCAUCCCGCUGUUCACGAUCCGGUACCCGUGGAGCCCGCUAGUGGUGGCGCUCAACACCUUCGCGGGGCAGAUCUUGGCCGCGGCGGCGGUGCCUCUGCUGGUGCUGUGGAAGGCCGGGCCGCGGCGGCGCGGGGUGCUCGAGGCCGUCAGCCGCGCGCUGGGCGUGUUUGUGACCUACUUUGCCGUCGAGAGCCUGGCCACCAUGGCGUGGGCGGGCCACCUGCGGCGGCACUUGAUGCUGUACCGCGUGUUUGGCCCGCGCUUCAUGGUGGCGGCCGUGGUGCUGCUGGUGGUGGAUGUGGUGGGGAUCGUGGUGUCCCUGGCGGGUGUGAGGUGCAACACGGUGGCGAUAGGGGAGGUUUUCGGGUGGCCUGAGUGA
Messenger RNA from Chaetomium globosum CBS 148.51, 3306 nucleotides. RefSeq lists its product as uncharacterized. Lineage: Eukaryota; Fungi; Ascomycota; Sordariomycetes; Sordariales; Chaetomiaceae. Gene Ontology annotation, biological process: GPI anchor biosynthetic process. The transcript has a single exon. Gene Ontology annotation, molecular function: mannose-ethanolamine phosphotransferase activity. The record is from RefSeq and is a predicted model, not a curated record. The coding region runs from base 1 to 3306 and encodes 1101 amino acids. Gene Ontology annotation, cellular component: endoplasmic reticulum membrane.